Molecule: messenger RNA, 204 nt
Organism: Medioppia subpectinata
Lineage: Eukaryota; Metazoa; Arthropoda; Arachnida; Sarcoptiformes; Oppiidae
Source: the annotation of a GenBank genome assembly
AUGCUGCCCAACGGCUUCCGCAAAGUUGUGGUCCGCAACGUAAAGGAGUUGGAGGUCUUAAUGAUGAUGAAUAGGCGCUACUGUGCAGAGAUAGCGCACGCCGUGUCCUCCAAGAAGCGCAAAGACAUUGUCGAAAGAGCCAAACAGUUGGCCAUAAGACUCACGAAUCCGAACGCGAGAAUCAGAAGCGAAGAAAACGAAUAA